UUCUGACCCCUUUUUCUCUCUCUUAAAACGACUUCGGACCCCCGAAGAGCACACAGACGAGGAUCCACCUCCAUGGAACCUCCACCGCCGCCUUCCGCCGCCGCCGUGCCCGUGCUCCCAGCGGCGGCGCAUGCCAAUUGUCAUGAAUCUAUCGAUUCCUCGCCGCGAUCCCGACACACCGAAUCCUCGGAGGAGAAUCAUGCGCCGCAGAUCCCUAGCGGCGGCGGCAAGUUGCGACUCAUGUGUAGCUAUGGAGGUCAUAUAAUGCCCCGUCCACACGAUAAAUCUCUCCGAUACGUAGGCGGAGAGACGCGGAUGGUCGUCGCUGAUCGUAACUCAUCUCUUUCCGAACUCACCAACCGCCUCUCCAAAACCCUCCUUUCUGGAAAAUCCUUUACUCUCAAGUACCAACUCCCAAAUGAAGACCUUGAUUCACUCAUAUCUGUUACCACCGAUGAAGAUUUAGAGAAUAUGAUCGAGGAGUAUGAGCGAAUUUCCGCCUCCUCUGCCGGUUCGCUCUCCCAAAAAUCCUCUCGUCUCCGUCUUUUUCUCUUUCCAUCCAAACCGGAUUCUUCUUCCUCAUUUGGCUCUCUCCUCGAGAAUUCCGUCAAAUCGGAGGGUUGGUUUCUCGAUGCCCUUAACGGUACUACCAGACCCUUCUCGGAGUCUGCAUCGGUUGACUGUCUGCUGGGUCUCGAUGAAGAUAUCGCCGCAAUCGCCGGCAAUAAUGACUGUUCCUCCGCUAAAGAAGCCGAGUCGCAGCUGAAGGGAGUCGGCGGGAAUAGCAGCAAGCUCGGCGCUCAGGAUAUUCAAUCGGUACCCGAUUCGCCGAUGCUUGAGACAACCUCGUCGUUUGGAUCGGCUUCCUCGUCACCUUUGCUGGCUAAUCUGCCCCCAAUUCGUAUUCGUCCGGAGGAACAUAAACCGCAGGUGAGUGGAAUUGAGGACCAGUUCUUGCAGAUGAAUGUUGCUGGGGCUCCUCCUAUGCAGAAGCAAGAGGAUGGGGGUAGUAGUAACUUUAUGAUUCCUUCUUCGACGACGCCUACUGUACUGACGACCCCUGCCGUGAUAGCAUUGGCUCCGUCGCCUUCUGCCCCGUUGGCAACUUUUGGGGCUUCGGGUGAUUACUUAAAUAGGGUUUUCUCCGAUGAUGAGAGAUCUGAUCAGGGAGCCCGUAAGCCAUCGCAAUUGCAGUCUCAGCCGCCUCCGCCAUCAUUUGUACAGCCAAAACCUACUUCCUCUGGUGUUGAUUUGGCUUCUCCAGAUUCAGUUUCAAGUGAGAAUAGUUCAACCAAUCCAUUGUCUCGCCAAAGAACCAUGCUCUACCAAGAUCCUGGUGUUCAAUUUCAAAACUCUUCUUUGAACAACAGGGUUCCUGUUAAUCAUGUUGAUCAAACACUGUCCGAUCUGAAUUCUACAUAUUUACUGCCUACACAAUUCGAUCAUCAGCAGCAGCAGCAACAUCAGCAAAUAAAUCUACAGCAGCAACAACAACAACCUUCACAGCAGUUCAUUCAGGCUGGGACACAUUACAUUCACCAGCAACCAAUAUCUCCUUAUUAUUCAUUAUACCCUACCCAGCACCAAGCACUCCAUCAUCCUCACCAAGUUAUUUACGUUCAAGCUAGACCACCACCAGCCUACAACAUGCCAGUUCACCCAUCAAACUACAGUGAUGGUUCUGCUUCUGCUGCUGCUGCGACUGGUACUGUCCCUUCAAGUCAAGCCAUGAUUGCCGGUAAACAGGAAAUGGCUUCGGCCAUGUAUAGGACUGGUGCAGCAGGAGCAGGAGGAGGAUCAGGACCUCAGCAGUUGGUUCAAGUGGGUUCUAGUCAACAUCAACCACAAUACAUUGGAUACUCUCAGAUUCAUCAUCCUUCUCAUUCCAUGACUGCUGCAGCACCUACUUCUGGUGCAAAUAAUAAUGGGAAUUAUGGAUAUGAAUAUGUUGAACACCACCCGACACACGGGCAGAUAUUUUACACCACCCAGCAGUUGCCCCCGCAACAAAUGAUGACUGGUCAGUAUCAAAACAUCAUCUCAUCAGCUCCUCCUCCCAUGGCUACUGCUAUGUCAGAAGCUGCUGGUGGUUCCUCUCAGCUCCCAGGAGAAAGCAUGAAGCAGCAGAUGAGGACUUCACAACCAUUGUAGGUGAGAAGAAACAAUUUUGCAGGUUGGUUGUGGCUAUACAGAGGAGGAGGGUACUUACUCUAGUGUCUUUAUUGAUAUUAUUAUUUGAUAUUCAUAUUAUUAUUAAUAUUGGUUUGUGGUUGUGUUUAUGAUAAGGAUUCUUCAAAACAAAAUUCUUGAUACAUUUUAUGAUGAUGUUGAUAUAUUAUGUUUGAUUCA
Messenger RNA from Impatiens glandulifera, 2349 nucleotides. RefSeq lists its product as uncharacterized. Gene Ontology annotation, molecular function: protein binding. Bases 73 to 2151 code for a protein of 692 amino acids. Lineage: Eukaryota; Viridiplantae; Streptophyta; Magnoliopsida; Ericales; Balsaminaceae. The record is from RefSeq and is a predicted model, not a curated record. The transcript has 2 exons.